GGAGGGUGGGGAUGGCGGCACGUUGGCAGCGAUGGCAUCGAAGGCGAAGCCACCGGUGGUUGGCGGGGAGUCGCUGUCCAGGGGGCCGGGAGGAGGAGGAGGAGGAGGAGGAGGGGGAUUGUUGACUUUCGAGCCACCAUUGAAGAAGCGGCGACGACAGGAGUUUCUCUCUCUCGAGCCGGCCGCGGCGCCAAUUGCGGUUCCAUCCGGCGGCGCGGUUUGUCCUUCCGCUGCCACUGAGGUUAUCUCUGGGGUCCGUGAUGCUGGAGGUAGCUCUGCGGUCCGUGAUGCUGGAGGAAGCUCUGGGGUUCGGGAUGUGGGAAGUAGCGCGGGCAGCGAUGGCAGUGGGGGUUUAGCGGGAGUUCGGGCGGAGCCUGCUAUGAAGACGGACUGCUCCAGCAGCAGCAGCAGCCAUUUAGCGGGCAGCGAUCAUCCUCUGUCAAAAGCAGUGGCAGGGGCAAAGGCGGAGGAAGUGGGAGAGGGAGCAAGAACAAGUAAUGAUGUUGACAAGGGAAACGCCACGGUGGAAAAUGGAGAAAGCGAGGGAGAAAGAACAAAGAGCCCGGCUGACAAGGACAUAGCAAUGAGCGGCGACGGCCCCGUAGGCGGGAAUGAAGGCGAAGAUGACAAAAAGAAUGACAAUGGCAGAGAGAGCCCGCAGUCUGCGCUCUCAGUUGAUGAGAAUAGAGUCGUUUCCUCGGCUUCUCCUCUAAUAAGAACUAAUCCUGCUAGCGAUGCUCAUUCUCUACAAGUCAAUCGCACCCAAUCUCUCUCUACUAGGGACGGAGCGCAGCGCGAAGAACAAGAUCCUGCCUGUGCGACUGCGCGCCAGCGCUGUCACCUUCGGACUGAGCUGUCAAGCCGUGAGGCUAAUCAGCUAGCCCACCACUCUCUCCCUCCCCCCACCACAGAGCAUAAGACUCGUGACGGGCACGAUCAGUCUUUUCCACGCGCACGGCAGCGUUCCAGUGCUGAGAACCAACGGUCACACGUUCCUUCCUUCAUUGGGAGAAAUACAAUCAGCGAGCAGAUUCGUACGUGUCCUCCCCAUCCACGUCAGCAGCAUUCAUCUCACGAUAAGCAACGUUCACGCCUUGAAGGUCAAGAUCAUCGGCAUCAGUCCCCUCCGUCCAUUUCAUCUCCUCCUAGUCAUCAGCAGCGACCUGAUUCUCGCUCACCUGAACGGCAGGGUGAGAAAGAGAUGGGGAAAGAAAAGCCACAGAAGCAGCGGAAAGAGGAGGAGGAGGAGGAGGAGGAGGCGGAGGCUCGAACGGGGACGAUGGAGGCUGAGGAAUCUGGAAGGACUGGCGAAGCAGCAGCGUUGGAUGGCCCUCAGAGCUCCUCUAGUCAGAGGCUGACGGCGGGGAAACGAGGAAUAUCGGUUUCAGACGCAAGGACUGGAAAUCCUCCACCUGGGGCAGUGGCCACGUCAAGUGCAAUGGGGGAUGAGCAAGGGGUUAAGGGCGGACGCUCACGAGAGUGCGGGCGACAAAGACAUGCGGAGAAGGAGAGUAACACGGAGGAGAUAAAAGCACUUUACAGGGUCUACAUGCGUCUGAAAAAGGGCUUGGCGAGGAGAAGAGAUGGUGUCAUGGGAAGUCCUCGCGAAGUAGAAGAGUCGUUCUUAGCUAUGGGCGAAGCAGCGUUGCAUGACUGCGUCGUGGGCCCUCCCAGCAACGGCACUGGGAGGUGGUGGCAGAAGGGAAGCGUGAAUGAGGGCUUAGGCAGGCGUCUUGUUCUGCGAAUGGAGCGAGUGGAGGGUGGGGAUGGCGGCACGUUGGCAGCGAUGGCAUCGAAGGCGAAGCCACCGGUGGUUGGCGGGGAGUCGCUGUCCAGGGGGCCGGGAGGAGGAGGAGGAGGAGGAGGAGGGGGAUUGUUGACUUUCGAGCCACCAUUGAAGAAGCGGCGACGACAGGAGUUUCUCUCUCUCGAGCCGGCCGCGGCGCCAAUUGCGGUUCCAUCCGGCGGCGCGGUUUGUCCUUCCGCUGCCACUGAGGUUAUCUCUGGGGUCCGUGAUGCUGGAGGUAGCUCUGCGGUCCGUGAUGCUGGAGGAAGCUCUGGGGUUCGGGAUGUGGGAAGUAGCGCGGGCAGCGAUGGCAGUGGGGGUUUAGCGGGAGUUCGGGCGGAGCCUGCUAUGAAGACGGACUGCUCCAGCAGCAGCAGCAGCCAUUUAGCGGGCAGCGAUCAUCCUCUGUCAAAAGCAGUGGCAGGGGCAAAGGCGGAGGAAGUGGGAGAGGGAGCAAGAACAAGUAAUGAUGUUGACAAGGGAAACGCCACGGUGGAAAAUGGAGAAAGCGAGGGAGAAAGAACAAAGAGCCCGGCUGACAAGGACAUAGCAAUGAGCGGCGACGGCCCCGUAGGCGGGAAUGAAGGCGAAGAUGACAAAAAGAAUGACAAUGGCAGAGAGAGCCCGCAGUCUGCGCUCUCAGUUGAUGAGAAUAGAGUCGUUUCCUCGGCUUCUCCUCUAAUAAGAACUAAUCCUGCUAGCGAUGCUCAUUCUCUACAAGUCAAUCGCACCCAAUCUCUCUCUACUAGGGACGGAGCGCAGCGCGAAGAACAAGAUCCUGCCUGUGCGACUGCGCGCCAGCGCUGUCACCUUCGGACUGAGCUGUCAAGCCGUGAGGCUAAUCAGCUAGCCCACCACUCUCUCCCUCCCCCCACCACAGAGCAUAAGACUCGUGACGGGCACGAUCAGUCUUUUCCACGCGCACGGCAGCGUUCCAGUGCUGAGAACCAACGGUCACACGUUCCUUCCUUCAUUGGGAGAAAUACAAUCAGCGAGCAGAUUCGUACGUGUCCUCCCCAUCCACGUCAGCAGCAUUCAUCUCACGAUAAGCAACGUUCACGCCUUGAAGGUCAAGAUCAUCGGCAUCAGUCCCCUCCGUCCAUUUCAUCUCCUCCUAGUCAUCAGCAGCGACCUGAUUCUCGCUCACCUGAACGGCAGGGUGAGAAAGAGAUGGGGAAAGAAAAGCCACAGAAGCAGCGGAAAGAGGAGGAGGAGGAGGAGGAGGAGGCGGAGGCUCGAACGGGGACGAUGGAGGCUGAGGAAUCUGGAAGGACUGGCGAAGCAGCAGCGUUGGAUGGCCCUCAGAGCUCCUCUAGUCAGAGGCUGACGGCGGGGAAACGAGGAAUAUCGGUUUCAGACGCAAGGACUGGAAAUCCUCCACCUGGGGCAGUGGCCACGUCAAGUGCAAUGGGGGAUGAGCAAGGGGUUAAGGGCGGACGCUCACGAGAGUGCGGGCGACAAAGACAUGCGGAGAAGGAGAGUAACACGGAGGAGAUAAAAGCACUUUACAGGGUCUACAUGCGUCUGAAAAAGGGCUUGGCGAGGAGAAGAGAUGGUGUCAUGGGAAGUCCUCGCGAAGUAGAAGAGUCGUUCUUAGCUAUGGGCGAAGCAGCGUUGCAUGGAUGCCCUAGCGUUCGACGGAUUGCAGCAGAGCUGAUCCCACGUUAUGCACCCCUCUGUCCUGUUGCAUCGGAGUCCGGGGUACAGGUAUUGCUUGAGCUGUGUGAUUGGAGCAUUGGGUUGGUGGUGAGUGGGCAGGAUGAUGAUGGGAUAGGAGCGCUCACGGCAGAGGCAGGGUUCGGAGGGCUGGCGGCCCUUUCUGCUAUGUCCCCUGCGGCAUGUGUGGGUUCGUCGCGCAGGGGUACACCGAAGAGUCCUGCGAGCACUGUGGGAGGAAUGUCUGUUUGCAAAGAAGUGGCGCGGUAUCUUCUACGGCAGCUGAGCGAAUGGAAGGUGCAGAUUGCGCAAGGGGCGCAGAGGGGGGAAGAUGAAGUGGGAGGAAGAGUAUGGAGAGAGAGUUGGGGAGCAGGGAAGGAGGCAAAUGAAGGGGGAUUGGAAGGAGGUGGUAGAGAGCGCUUGCGCAGCUCAAGGGAAGGGAGUGGACCGGAGAUGGUGCAGAAUCUGAUUGCAAUGACUGCACUCAAGGUUUUAGAGGUACAGCCUCAGGCUCUGCUUGCGGCAUCUUUUGACCUGGCGAGCGCCAGCGAUGCGAGGCUGAGGCGCAAUGGUGUGUACUUCUUGAGAGAGAUCACAAGGGAGAUUUUGAGAGAGAAAGAACACAGAGAAGUUGGACAGGAAGGUGAGGGACGAGAGAAACCAACCGGAGGGGGAGGAGAGGRAGAGGUUUGUGACAGGUGGUCAGCUGGUGUGGACUGUGAAACUCCUCUCGAUGGAGAGAUGGCAGACGCGAAGGAGAAGAAAACCGAUGCAGCUAUGGAGUGGAUCCGGGAACUGGAUAGGGCAGAAAAAGGGGUGGAAGGUGGAGUUUCAAGGUCUCGAGACAGGAUGGGGAGGACACUAGUCCCUGGUGGCGGCCCUAGCAAAGGGAAAAGAAGUCAAGGUACAGAGAUCUGUUGGAGGGACUGUUUAGCCUUCCGGGUGCUUGGUCGUCGUGCAGAUAUAGAAUGGUGGGUGAUCAGUGCUGUUCGUGAAUUUCGUCAAGGGGCACCUAUUGAUGCAGUGUUGGAGGUGGCUCCACUUUUGGAGACAUUGCUGCAAGCGCUGCACUGUGCUCGCUUGAAUUGCCUCGAAUCACGGAUGUCCGUACAAGAUGCAGGCUUCGGUGGCAUCCAGGACGAAAUUGCUGUGACACGAAUGUACCAAGGAGGGGGGGGGGGAGCGGGUGGAGGAGCUGCUGGAGUAGGGGGAGGGGGAGGAGGUGGAGGAGGUGCAUAUGUCAGGCAGCGCCGAAAAGAAGGAUGCAGAAGUUUGUUCCGUGGAAAUAGGAUGGAUGUUCACUUUUCCAGCGGAAUGAACUAUGGGUGGAUUAGUGGGCUUGACUCUUCAAGAGGUGAUGGAACCCUUGCCGGCAGUGAUGGGAGUGAUGUGGCUGAUGGAUGCCUGCCGAUGUGGCAUGCAGGUGGACAUUCUCAUGAUGGGCGCGGGUUGGCUGGUGAAGAUGUGGGCUGUUCAACUCCUAGCAGCCGAGGUAAUGAUAUUGGAAGGAUAAGCGGUAUGUGCGUCGGUGAUGGAUCAGUAGGAGGAGCUGUCUGGCCAACAUCGACAGGAGCACCAGCGGUAGCGGGAGUAGUAGCAGGAGGCGGCAGUGGAGGAGGAGGGAAGGUGCAUCUGGAGGAGAAUGGCAGAAGACUGGAGGGUGGAGUGUCUCUCCCUUCCCCUCAGCAACCUCAAACCCCUCCAAAGCUGCUGCAGCAAACCAGUGAGCUGGCGACGACAAUGGGGCUGUCGGCAAGCAUGUCUGGAUCAGGAAGCUCUGGGUCUGCUGCAACUCUGCAGACAGUUUUGCUGCAGUCAGGCUGGUAUUGUGAGGGCGAGCCAGGUUCUAUGGAUGUCUUCAUAGCAAGCCGGCAUUUAUGGGUGGGCUCGCUCAGUCCUGAGGUCUCGGAGCACCUGUUGAAAAGCCAGUUUGAGAAGUUUGGAGUAGUGGAGUCAGUGACUGUUUUCAAGUUCCGGGAUUAUGGGUUUGUGGACUUCUGGAGUGUGAAGGAUGCGGCAAGGGCUCGGGAGGCGAUGCACGGGACAAUGCCAUUCCGAGCAGAGGGCCAGAUCAAGCCCUUGCAAAUCAAGUUCUCAGAUGGUGGCAGUGGAAAACGAGGGCAGUCGUUGUCUAGUGGAGGAAGCAUCCAUGUAUGGAUUGGUGGUAUUGACAGCCAAAGUUUGAAGGAGGACCUGCUGACCAGUAUGGCAGCCAUCUCAAGUUUCAGAGGUCCACGGUCUGUGCAGGUGCUUGUCCUUGCAAGUGCAUUGCUCUUGGAGUUCGACUCUGCAGAUGACGCAGCAGCAGCAAUGCUGUAUGUGAGGCAGCAACGAGCGUUAGGCACCGGUUCACUCAGCAAUGGCUCUGGCAGUAGUAAAAGAGGGGUAGGGUUGGGCUCAUCUGGGGUACGGCCAAUGCCUUUGGGAGGUUUGUCCGCAGUUGUGGGUGCAGGUGUCGGUGCUGCAAAUGGUGGUAGUGUGGGUUUGGGAGGAGGAGCCAGUCCGAAGGUUGGGUGCCUGCGGGAUGCUGCUUCUGGGUUAAUGUCCUCAGCUUCUGCUAGUCGACAUCUCUGGGUUGGGAAACUUGAUCCGGCUGUGAGGGAGGAGGACAUACUUGAUGCAUUUGCACAGUUUGGGGAGGUGACUGGAUGGAAGUUCCUGCAUGGCUGCUGUUUCAUAGACUUCAAAUCAGCUGAGGCCGCAAGUGUAGCAAAGGCCCGCCUGCAUGGUAUGGUCAUUGGUGGUUCAGCUAUUGUUGUCGAGUUUAAAAACACAUUGUUGAGGCACCCGAUGGUGAGCGUCGGUUCUGGGUUAUCUGGAGCAGUUGCUGGGAAUGGAGUCACAACUGCUGCUGCCAAUGUUGCUGGGUCUCAAUCGCUGGCCUCCGCGUCUCCAUCGCAAGGACCGUUGUUGCCACCACCCUUGAGUGGAGUGGCGGUUGUGUCAAGAGUCAAUGGGCAAGUAUUGCACACGGGCCAAGUUUCGCAAAGCCCUGGAAUUGGGUGCCAUUCGAGUGAAGUGGGGCCCCGGAUAAGGGGACUUUCAGGGAGAGCAGUGUCGAGGGAAUCAGGCGAUCGAGAGCGCGUCCCAACAAACACUCUCUGGGUCUGUCUUCCAGACGAGGGGGCAGCAUGCUUUUCUAAUGACAGAGAUGUGCAGAUGGUUUUCAAUGGUGCAGCGGUUGGAGCGGGUACUGUGACGAAAGUGUGUUCUGCACGAACUCUCCGUGGUCCUUGCCGUUUUGUCGAGUUUGACUGUAUUGAGGCGGCUACUGCGGCAUUGAAGAAUCUCCGUGGGAGGUUCAAACAGAACAUUCAAAUUGAUUUCAGCAAUUCCCCCAUGUCUUUGCACCAGAACGAGCAGCAGCUACAACUGCAGCAGCAGACUGCUGGCCAACAGCCAGUUGGGUCGACGGAAGAUGCUCGGCAACGUGGCUGGGAAUAUGUGAAUGAGCGGGAGAGAGCAAGACAAUGUGAUGGGGCCGAGAUGAUGAAGAUGGACGACCACCACGAGGAUGAAGUCAGAAGUACGACAGGAAGUUUUGGUGGUGCCGACCUUCGUGGUCAGGGUGUCAGAGGAGGCUGGGGUACAGCGGAGGAAACAAUGAGUGGUGAGGACUCAUCAAACAGGGAGAGGACCGGAAUAGGUGUUGUUUCUGGAGGAACAAGUGGGAUUACUAUACCCUCUGGAGAUGAAGGCAACUCUUCAGGUAGAAUGAGCUGCGGGCCACACGGUUUGGAUAUGGGAUGCAGCCAUGCAGCUGCCUCAGAUGAUGGUGCCUGUGGGCAGGAGUCAGUGAUGACAUGGGUUGGGGCUGGAAGUGGUGGGUGCCAAAAUCUGACCCAGCAGGGUAGCCACAUCGUGUCUCCAGUGUCGCACAAAGUGCAUGUUGAUCAUGGCACGCCAUCUUCAGUUGGCCUGUCUCCAGCGUCGAUGAGACCCAUUUUGCCUGCGACACUUGCACCAUUGCCGCUCCCAAAAUCUUCCAGGGCUGCUGUUCAGAAUACAAUGGUUAGUCGUGUUGGGGGUGGAGGCGGAACAGCCGCGGGCACAGGGUUCAUCUCUCAUCCUUUGCAACCACUGGUUGUUUCUGCAAUGGAGCAGAUGUCAUCAGUAUCAACUGCAGCCGUGGCUGCAGCUGCUGCUGCAGUGAAAGCGGCACUAGCGUCCCCAAUGCCCAGCCCAUCAUAUUUCCAGGGGGGUACGGCCAAGUAUGCCCUUGCUAGCUUACCCAGCGUCUCUGUCGGCCAUUCGUGUGAAGUGGCUGUUCAAAGACAUGGGGCGGGGCAGAUGCAGGCAGUUCCUCCUGGGAUGAUGACCAGUCAACAAAUGGAGGAGCAGGCUCAGCCUCCUCUACCUCCUCCCCUGCCCCCAAGUUCAGCGCCUCCCCCUCCACCGCCUCCACCACCACCACCUCCCCUGGAACCACCACCACCUCUUCCUCCUCCUCCACCACUUCCACCUCAACAGCCACCCCCUCCACCACCACCUUCAUCACCCCCUCCACCCCCUCCUCCUCCAGAUGGUUUGCCAGAGGAUGUCAGCUUCCCUCCUCCUCCUCCUCCUAAACUGUCAGCGAACUCCCACGCAGCAACUGAUGAAGUAGGAGAAGUUCUGAGACCUACAAGACCAAGCUUGAUUACUCAGUGGCAAGGACCUCUGUGCAAGAGCGGAAUGCAGUACUGUCAGAUAAUAGCCUAUCGGGAGCAGGCUGACGGAAGCCGAUAUGAGGGAGGAGUUGGCGAGCCGGCAGGGUGGCCGGAUAAACUUGAUGUGACUAAGCGAGCUGAUUUCAAGUCACUCAAGGCAAUUUUCUCUCAAACUCCUCAUUCAAAGAGGGAAGUUAUUAGGCUCUUUGUCAGUCCCGGUGCUGACAAUCAAGAGGGGUUCCUACAGUUUGCCUCUUACUUACGACAGAGGGACAGAGCAGGCGUUGUGAAGAUACCUGCGCUGGUUUCACACAGCGGCGUAGAGAGGCUGUGGCCAAGGAUGCUGUACAUAAUGCCAUGGUCUUUGGAGAUCUGUCAUAUGCUCCGGGCCCCUCAAGAACCGCCCAACUGCCUUCUGGGCAUUGUUCUACCGUCAGUCACAUCAUCUUCAUCCCGCGAGCCCUGUAGAAGAACAAGAUGAACGCGGUUGGUUUUCACCGAACCGGCUCGGCUUCAAAUAUGUUGCUGAGGUGAACAAUAACAAGCAAUAUGGUUGAAGAAACUUCGUCGCGCUUUUGCCGAUUCAUCAAGGAACUGCUGAUUGCUUGGUACUAGGACGCUCGAUAAAUCGAAGAAACUUUGUCGGACAUCAACCGACUCUCCAAAGGCACGGCUAGUUUGUGCGGCCGAAUAACACACCUUUAUUCGAGUGCAAAGGUGCGGAGAACGGCGGUAUGUUGCUCAUGUCAGGCACCCUGAACCAUCUAAGCAACCUUUCACAGGCUUCAAAGGUUGUGAUGAAAACCUCCCCCCCCCCCCCCCCCCCCCCCCCCCUCCUUUUAUUCCUUGGUAGGUUCCAUUUGUGCUCUCCCUCAUCAGACUGUAAAAGUAUUUCACUCUGAGAGUGACGCCCUGCACUGUGUGUGUCAGCAGAGAGGUCCCUUGGGGAUUGGGGCCCUGCUGGGGUGGCCGACAUCAGCAGAAAGGGCAUGCUAGACCUUAUCGCAGAUGAUCAGCGGGACCGGUUCCAUCACCUCUGGUCUGGCUGGGAAACCUAAGGAUAAGUCGGUUAGCAGAAUGGACGAGUAUGGGCGACAAGGGGGAUACAAGUGGCAUCUAACCGUGGAAUGAACCAGGGAAUUUUUUUUGGGGUGACAGAAGAGAGUAGGUGUUAGGCUGUGUAAAGAAGGCAACAGAGCAAGUGUACGGAAUGUGUGGUAGAAAUGCCCAGGAGUGAUGUGUGUUAAAGAUGAGUGGGUGAGCGGUCAGAGGGAAGCAAUAGACAAAAAAUGAGGUAAGGCACAAGUAUUGAGUCGGUGACUGGUUUUUGUAGUUCCAGUGAUGUAGAGAAAACUGUUGUGUAGUGUGGAGGCCCUCCAAAUUGGCAAUUCAUAGUAAAGGAUGUACAUUUUCCUGUACACAAGAGAGAGAGGUAGCGGGGAUUACGGUGGGAAGGGGUAAUAGAGGGGAGAUGGGGAGUGAAGAUAGGGAUGGAGAGUUUGUGGGCGAUUGGAAGAUCGACGGUGAUGUGCGCUUUGAUUUAGGUUGUUGAUUACCCCUUUGAUUGGGUAAUUGCUGCUGGAUUGCGGCAGGGUAAAAUGUCUGUGUUCCUUCUGUUUCAGAAAAGGAGCUUUGUAAUUAAAAAUCUCUACUCGGUCAAGUACGUAGAAUUCUGUGUUUCUUCAUUGCCUGGCGAUUUUCAUUUUUUACAAUUUAAAGACUCAAAUCAAGUUGGUAUUGUCAG
Chara braunii is the source of this 9835-nucleotide messenger RNA. Lineage: Eukaryota; Viridiplantae; Streptophyta; Charophyceae; Charales; Characeae. The record is from the annotation of a GenBank genome assembly.